Molecule: messenger RNA, 2135 nt
Organism: Coregonus clupeaformis (lake whitefish)
Lineage: Eukaryota; Metazoa; Chordata; Actinopteri; Salmoniformes; Salmonidae
Product: FHF complex subunit HOOK interacting protein 1A-like
Exons: 13
Source: RefSeq, a predicted model, not a curated record
AGAGAGAGAGAGAGAGAGAGAGAGAGCAAAUUCCGUGGGAUAGAUUUAUUCAUCCAAAGCUGUGUAAGAGUGGUGGUCAAUAGAGGUCCCACAUGUGCCAACCUGUACAAGACAAGUGGCUGAUUCUGGGGUGAGGAGUACCUCCCCUGCCAUGUCCACUUCCACCCUGCCACCCUGUCACCCUACUCCCCCCCGAGACAUGGUUUAGCCCAACCUGUCCAGCAGUCAUGAUGAUGGCCUCCGUGGUUGCCAAUGGAAACAGGAAGAAGUCACUGUUCCUGAAAGGGGUGGACCCAGAAACCUGCAUGAUCGUCUUCAGAAACCACUGGGCACAGGUGGUGAAGAUCUUAGAGAAACAUGACCCUGUCCAUAGCGGUGGUCUGGGAUUUGGAUCCGGGGGCGGUGGCGGAGGCUGCCUCCGGCCCGGUCCUAUCCCCGGUGACGAGGCCAGCGCGGUCCAGAACUACGUAGAACACAUGCUGUUCCUGCUGAUGGAGGAGGAAAGUUCACUUUUUCAGAUAGAAAUGAGAGGCGGCGCGAUGGGACCCAUCCUAGAGUUUGUGGUUCUAGAAGGCGUGAUGGAGAGACUGUUCCUCUGGAGCCUGAGACGACAGUUCACUGAUGACAUGAAACUGGAACAACUAAGGAUGUACCAGAUGUUACUAUCUCAGGCCAGACAGCCUCUACUGCACCACAAACCUGUUCUACGACCCUUAAUGAUGCUGUUAUCAUCCUGUGCUGGAGGAGGAGGAGGAGGAGGUGGAGGGGUAGGAUCGGUGGAAGCAGAGUUGGUGCUCCUGCUCAACCAGCUGUGUGGUGGGCUGGCUAAGGACCCCUCGGUGUUAGAGUUAUUCUUCCACACCAGUGAGGACCAGGGGGCAGCCAACUUCCUGCUCUUCUCUCUGCUGAUCCCCUUCACCCAUAGGGUAGGCACCAUAGGACAGCAGGCCCGGGACGCCCUGCUGCUCAUCGUGGAGCUGUCAGCCUACAACCCCAGAGUCGCUAUGCACAUCACAGACAACACAUACUUCUGUCCUGUACUGGCUACAGGUCUGAGUGGUCUGUAUUCAUCUCUACCAGCAAAGCUACAGGUGUAUAGUGAAGACUGGCACUGCCUGGAGAGAGCUGACUGGAUACAGGUUCCGGCUUUGGUCCAGUUCCUAAACUCUCUGCAGUUCUGCUGCUCUGUCAUCAAGGUGGCCCAUCCCUCUAUCAGAGGUCAGUUGUUGGGGUAUAUCUACAAUGGUUUCCUGGUUCCUGUACUGGCUCCCGCUCUGCACAAGUGUACACUAGAAGAGGUGAUGACCACUACGGCGUAUCUGGACCUGUUCCUCCGCUCAGCGUCAGAGCCUGCCCUCCUCCAGACGUUCCUCUCCUUCAUACUGCUACACACACACGACAACGUCCACAUUCUAGACACACUGGUAUCUAGAAUUAACACACCCUUCCAGUUAGGUACGGUGUCGCUGGCUCUGUUCCGAACUCUCAUUGGUCUGUUCUGUGAAGACGUCAUGCUUCAGCUCAUACUCAGGUAUCUGAUCCCGUGUACACACCUGUGUGUGAGAGAACGUCGCUCUCUGAAGGACAGAGAUGCCUACUCUUCAUCAGCUGUUAACUUCCUCUUCCUCACUCCCUCCUGGUGCCCCCUGCGCAUCGGAGGCGUACACACACACACCCAACACAUCCACUGGGCUAUGGGAACAGACGUUCCCAUGUCAGAGGGUGACAGUGUUGGUUACUCCAGGAUCUACAGGACAGACUUCCUGAUGGAUGCUAACUAUCUCCAGUACCUCUGGGAUGCUAGGGUUGGGAUCGCUGCAUCGCUCCAGGCCUGUCUGGUCUGGUCUGGUCCCUACGACGGGGAGAACCCUGCACCUCCUCGGGAGGAGGAAGAUGUGGAAGAAGAAAGAGAGACAGAGGAGGAAGGAGGGCAGACGGAUCGAACCUUUAACUGGACUUCAUCUCCCACCCCUCCCCUCAUCUCCCCCUCUUUCCUCUCCCCCCCUGUAACCAUGGGAAACCAACAUAGAGGGGGAGACGGAGACGGAGGGGACAGGGGAGGGAGGGUGAGUGUGAUAGACUUGGAAUGGGAUGAUAGUUAUGAAUGGGAUGAUAGUCCCCUCCCCCACUCCUCC